Messenger RNA from Sporisorium graminicola, 714 nucleotides. RefSeq lists its product as uncharacterized. The transcript has a single exon. Gene Ontology annotation, biological process: spliceosomal complex assembly. The record is from RefSeq and is a predicted model, not a curated record. NCBI's taxonomy places the organism in Eukaryota, Fungi, Basidiomycota, Ustilaginomycetes, Ustilaginales, Ustilaginaceae. Gene Ontology annotation, molecular function: nucleic acid binding; zinc ion binding. The coding region runs from base 1 to 714 and encodes 237 amino acids. Gene Ontology annotation, cellular component: U2 snRNP; nucleus; U2-type prespliceosome.
AUGGACUUUUCAUCUCGAGGAGGCAACAAGGGUGCCGGUGUCGCAGGGGCUUCCGAGAGUAAUGUCGAUCGACGCGACCGUCUCCGAAAACUUGCGCUCGAGACCAUCGAUCUAGCCAAAGAUCCUUACCUUCUCAAAAACCACCUCGGCGGUCUCGAAUGCAGGCUCUGCCUCACACUACACACCAAUGAAGGCAGCUAUCUGGCACACACACAAGGCAAGAAACACCAGACAAAUCUGGCGCGUAGAGCGGCGCGAGAGGCAAAGGAGAACGCCUACGACUCGAACAAGCUCAUCACCGCGUCUGCCGUCGAGACAGUGCCCAAGAAGCAGUUUGUCAAGAUCGGACGUCCAGGCUACAAGGUCAGCAAGGUACGCGAACCGCUGCUAGAAGGUGGAGAAGGUGGGAGACUAGGGCUGCUGUUUCAGAUCUCGCUACCAGAGAUUAAAGAGGGCGUAACGCCAAUGCAUCGUUUCAUGGGCUCGUUCGAGCAGAAAGUGGAAACGCCAGAUCGCAACUAUCAGUAUCUCGUCGUCGCAGCUGAGCCCUACGAGACUAUCGCUUUCAAGAUCCAGAGCAAGGAGAUCGAUCGAAGAGAUUCAGGUCUCGUUACCUCGUCCGCUCCAGGCUCGAGACCGAGACCGGAACCCUCCACUUGGAGCUACUUUGAUCCCGACGGCAAGACUUUCUCCAUCCAAGUCAUGUUCAAAUGA